UUUCUUUCUUUGCUUGCUCCCUCCUAGGCUCUCCCCACUCUCUUGCAAACAAUGGCCCGUUUCAAGGCGAAGCAACCAUCAUCGGGAGCCGCCGAGAAGAAGAAGCCUCGAAUGAGCAACGCCGAGAGGUCUGCUUACUUCUCGAGGAGGGAGGCGGCCAAGGUACUGCGAUCAGUUCUUCAAGGAGACGCUCAUCGACGAGCCGUAGCCUCCAUAAAGUCCCUCGUUUAUAGCCCGUCUAUUAAGAACAAGAAGGCUACUUUCGCUCUCGUUUGUCAAACCCUCAAACAUCUUCCUAUCAUUAAGGAUGUGCUGGAGGGUGCUAACAUAUUGAAUAGUAGAUGGAAGAGGCAAGUGGAAUUGGUUUAUAUAAUCACAUAUGAUAUUCUUUUUGGUCAGGAAAUUUCAUUUGUUGGUGAAGCGGAGAAAUUUUUGCUACAGAGAAAAGUCUCUCUUCAGUCUGCUUUAGCUCGGCUUUUGGUGAGGAAAAAGAUGAAGCGCAUUGAAGAUUUGUUAGACCAUUACCAAACUCCUGAUGUUUCAAAACCACGAUAUGUUCGUGUCAACACACUUAAACUGGAUGUUGAUUCUGCCUUAAUUGAAUUGAGGAAACAAUACAUGGUGGAGAAAGAUGACCUGGUCCCUGACUUGUUAAAACUCCCACCAAAAUGUGAUCUUCAUGAUCACCCUUUGGUCAUGAAUGGAAGUGUGUUUAUGCAAGGGAAAGCAAGUUCUAUGGUGGCAGCGGCUCUUGAUCCUGAACCAGGAUGGGAGGUUCUUGAUGCAUGUGCAGCUCCAGGGAAUAAAACUGUCCAUCUCGCUGCUCUUAUGAGAGGGAAAGGAAAGGUCAUAGCCUGUGAACUGAACAAGGAAAGGAUAAAACGUUUAGCAGACACUGUCAGACUAUCUGGCGCAUGUAAUAUUGAAGUUUUUCAUAGCGAUUUUCUAAGCUUAGACCCAAAAGAUCCUCCAUACUCCAAGGUGCGUGCCAUUCUUUUAGAUCCUUCCUGCUCUGGAUCUGGUACAGUUGCUGAGAGAUUGGACCAUCUGCUUCCAUCUCAUGCUGCGGGUCAAUCAGCAAAUGUUGAUGAAACAGAGAGACUUACCAAGCUGGCCGCCUUUCAAAAGAAAGCGCUAACACAUGCACUGUGCUUUCCCCAAGUUGAGAGAAUAGUCUACAGCACUUGUUCCAUCCACCAAAUUGAAAAUGAAGAUGUUGUCAAGUCUAUUUUACCCCUUGCUGCAUCUCAUGGUUUUCGACUAGCAACACCUUUUCCCCAGUGGCACCGUCGUGGUCUUCCGGUUCUAGAAGGCUUUGAACAUUUGCUCCGGACUGACCCGGGUGAGGACAAAGAAGGCUUUUUCAUUGCUCUGUUUAUCAGGGAAGAAGGAUCCGUAAUCCACCCAUCGCUGAGCCCUGAUUCAUCUCAUCUGUCUCUUGUAGAGCGUACUAAAAAGAAAAAUCUUAGCAAGAAAGAGGCGAGAAUUAUAAUGCCAACCCUGUUUGGCGGAAUGUUUAAAAUGUUUUUAUAUUCUAAACCUAGUUUUAGGGUUAACCUGAAAUAACAGCCUGCUAUUUGAUUAAAUUUUUUUUAUCAACCCUGUUUUGUCAUGUUACCUCCCAAGUUUUAAUACAAUUUGCUGCAAGUCUUUCCCUU
Messenger RNA from Gossypium raimondii (Peruvian cotton), 1658 nucleotides. Its product is annotated as 25S rRNA (cytosine-C(5))-methyltransferase NSUN5. The coding region runs from base 52 to 1566 and encodes 504 amino acids. Gene Ontology annotation, molecular function: methyltransferase activity. NCBI's taxonomy places the organism in Eukaryota, Viridiplantae, Streptophyta, Magnoliopsida, Malvales, Malvaceae. The record is from RefSeq and is a predicted model, not a curated record. The transcript has 13 exons. Gene Ontology annotation, biological process: rRNA base methylation. Gene Ontology annotation, cellular component: nucleolus.